AUGGGUAUCGACAUUACCGCCCACCACGUCAAGAAGGGGGCCCGUACCGCCCCCAAGAGCGAGGAUCCCUAUUUGCUUCUCCUCGUCAAGCUCUACCGAUUCCUCGCCCGCCGUACCGAUGCCAACUUUAACAAGGUUAUCCUCCACAGACUUUUCCUCUCCAAGACCAACCGUCCCCCUCUCUCCCUCUCGCGCAUCGUCAAGGAGACUUCACACACUCCCGAGCGUGAAUCAAAAAUUAUCGUUCAAGUUGGCACAGUGACAGACGAUAUCCGUUUGACCGAGGUCCCCAAAUUGACAAUUGCCGCUCUGCGCUUCACACGUGCAGCAAAGGAGCGCAUCCUCAACGCUGGUGGCGAGGCUAUUACUCUGGAUCAGCUCGCACUCCGUUCACCGAAGGGUUCUAACACGGUGCUGUUGAGGGGUGUGAAGACUGCGAGGGAAGCGUACAAGCACUUUGGCAUGGGUCCUCACAAGAACAAGAAACCCUACACCCAAUCCAAGGGCCGCAAAUUCGAGCAAGGUCGUGGUCGCCGAAAGUCGCGCGGUUUCAAGGUAUAA
Laccaria bicolor S238N-H82 is the source of this 561-nucleotide messenger RNA. RefSeq names its product 60S ribosomal protein L18. The transcript has 6 exons. Bases 1 to 561 code for a protein of 186 amino acids. Gene Ontology annotation, biological process: translation. The record is from RefSeq and is a predicted model, not a curated record. Lineage: Eukaryota; Fungi; Basidiomycota; Agaricomycetes; Agaricales; Hydnangiaceae. Gene Ontology annotation, cellular component: cytosolic large ribosomal subunit; ribosome. Gene Ontology annotation, molecular function: structural constituent of ribosome; RNA binding.